Molecule: messenger RNA, 1731 nt
Organism: Hibiscus syriacus
Lineage: Eukaryota; Viridiplantae; Streptophyta; Magnoliopsida; Malvales; Malvaceae
Product: protein PSK SIMULATOR 1-like
Exons: 11
Coding region: 77-1606 (509 amino acids)
Biological process (GO): positive regulation of growth
Source: RefSeq, a predicted model, not a curated record
UUAGCUCUCUUUAGGUAGAGCUGGUAGUGUUGGGCUUGGAAAGGCAGUUGAAGUUUUGGACACCCUUGGUAGUAGCAUGACGAAUUUGAACCUCAGCAGUGGCUUUACCUCUGGGGUAACGACAAAAGGGAUUAAAAUAUCAAUUCUAGCUUUUGAAGUGGCAAAUACAAUUGUUAAAGGUGCCAAUCUGGUGCAAUCACUUUCUAAGGAGAACAUCAGACAUUUAAAAGAGGUGGUCCUUCCAUCAGAAGGUGUGCAAAAUUUGAUAUCAAGAGAUAUGGAUGAACUCCUGAGAAUUGCAGCUGCUGAUAAGAGGGAAGAGUUAAAAGUUUUUUCUGGAGAGGUGGUACGUUUUGGCAAUCGUUGUAAAGAUCCUCAGUGGCACAAUUUAGAUCGUUAUUUUGAAAAGUUGGGUUCUGAGCUUACACUCGAAAAGCAAUUGAAGGAUGAAGCAGAGACAAUAAUGAAACAAUUGAUGUCUUUGGUUCAGUACACAGCUGAAUUAUAUCAUGAGUUGCAUGCCUUGGACAGAUUUGAGCAAGAUUAUCGACGGAAGCUUCAGGAAGAGGAUAAUUCAACUGCUGCUCAAAGAGGAGACAGCCUGUCAAUAUUGAGAGCAGAACUAAAGAGUCAAAAGAAGCAUGUAAGAAGUUUGAAGAAAAAAUCCCUUUGGUCAAAGAUUUUGGAAGAGGUCAUGGAGAAGCUCGUAGAUGUUGUUCAUUUCUUGCACUUGGAGAUUCAUGAGGCCUUUGGCAGUGCUGGUGGUGAGAAACCUGUUAAAGAUUCUGUUAACAGUCAUAAAAAGUUGGGGUCUGCUGGUCUUGCUUUGCACUAUGCAAAUAUCAUUACUCAAAUUGAUACUCUUGUUUCUCGGUCAAGUUCGGUGCCCCCUAAUACAAGGGAUUCGUUAUACCAAGGACUACCGCCUACUAUAAAGUCUGCUUUGCGGUUUAGACUGCAGUCAUUUCAGAUAAAAGAAGAGCUAACUGUCACACAAAUCAAAGCGGAAAUGGAAAAAACAUUGCAGUGGCUAGUUCCCAUUGCCACUAACACAACCAAAGCUCAUCAUGGGUUUGGCUGGGUUGGAGAAUGGGCAAAUACUGGGUCUGAAGUGAAUCAUAAACCUGCUGGCCAAACGGGCUUGCUCAGGAUUGAAACACUGCACCAUGCAGACAAGGAGAAAACUGAAGUUUAUAUUCUCGAUCUGGUAGUGUGGCUUCAUCAUCUUGUUACCCAAGCGAGGCCUUGCAAUGGUGGAAUCAGGUCACCUGUCAAGUCUCCAAUUAGGUCCCCUAAUCAGAAGAUGGUUCAACUAUCUACACAGAAGCCUGCAUCGCCAAUGUUGACGGUCGAAGAUCAAGAGAUGCUUCGAGAUGUUAGUAAGAGAAAAAAUACACCUGGAAUAAGUAAGAGCCAGGAAUUCGACACUGCAAAAACUAGGUUAAGCAAGCACCAUAGGUUAAGUAAAAGCAGUAGCCACUCUCCGACAAUUGAAACUAAGAAAGGUCCCUUCCCUAUUCGGAGGCUAUCUUCAGUUCCUUUCAUUAACUUCUAUAUUGACCGGAUGAAGGCAUUGGAUGUCAUCGAUCGAGUUGACACGCUCUGAAGUUUGUAAUUACAUGUUGAAUUGAGAUUCCUUGGCAAAUUAAGAAGCCUUUUUGCUUGUGCAGUGAGUCAAUCUGCUGCUGCAAUUCCCCCCCCCCCUUUUAGGGUGCUAAACGCUAAAAUGGU